Messenger RNA from Dibothriocephalus latus, 477 nucleotides. Lineage: Eukaryota; Metazoa; Platyhelminthes; Cestoda; Diphyllobothriidea; Diphyllobothriidae. The record is from the annotation of a GenBank genome assembly.
GUUCAGAGAUACAUCUACUAUCCCUGUCAAAUGGAACUCGAGGAGGCUGUUAUGAACAAACCGGAAAGAGCCUUGUCCUUCAUUCUAGCCUACUUGAAGUACCGUGGACCAUUCUUCACCUGGGUAAUGCGCAACGGAGAAGACGGUAGGGCCGCUGGACGGUUCCUAUCCACGCAUGCUCAAUUCAUGCUUACCCAUCUGCCGGACCUAGACUUCAGCGCCGCAAUUCACAUUGGCCGUCACCUAAACUAUCUGCUCACUGUUUCUCAUGGCCACAACAUCCACUACUUGAAGAAUAUCAUCGCCAAAGUCUGGGGUCCGCUUUAUUUGCACGUUGAUCUUGAGCGUAUCUCCUAUCCGAUGAAGCGACUCAGUGAACGUGAGAAGGUCCACCUGGCUACUGAGGUAAGCUGGGAGUCCUGUUAUAAAAAGUUAUUUAGCGAUUAUUUGGCAUCAAUGGGAGACAUCAGAAGCUGA